AUAUGUAAAGACAGUGUGGCCUCAUCGACAACUCAUUACCACCACUCACAUUCUUAGAUCAUACAACACAGUGAAAAUGGAUUUCUUUUCAUAGGUGAAGAGUAGAAGAGUAGAGGAAGAACAUUGUGUAGGGCUUUCGUGGGUGUGUCGUAAUUGUCUGUUUUUAAAAAAUUUGUAAGAAAAAAGAAAUGGAGCGUGCAAGAAAAUUAGCGAACAGGGCUAUCCUCAAACGCCUGCUUUCAUCGUCGAAGCAGCAGCCAUUGUAUAAAUCAUCAUCGAGGUGCCUUUCCUCGUUAUCCCCGAGCGUGGUCCAAUGUGGCAGCAAUGUUGUUUCUAAGGUACACAGCUUUAAUUCAAGAAAUCCAGUACAGUUUGUGGGCACUCGAUCCAUUUCUGUCGAGGCCUUGAAACCGAGUGACACUUUUCCCCGCCGCCAUAACUCGGCCACGCCGGAGGAGCAAGCCAAGAUGGCCGAGUUUGUGGGGUACAAUAGUCUUGAUGCAUUGAUUGAUGCAACUGUGCCUAAAUCUAUUCGUAUUGAUAAGAUGGAGUUUCCUAUAUUUGAUGAGGGGUUGACAGAGGCACAGAUGAUUCAGCACAUGCAAGAUUUAGCGUCCAAGAAUAAGGUUUUCAAGUCAUAUAUUGGAAUGGGAUACUAUAAUACAUUUGUCCCACCUGUUAUCUUGAGGAAUAUAAUGGAAAAUCCGGGGUGGUACACUCAGUACACCCCUUAUCAGGCUGAGAUUUCACAAGGGAGGCUUGAAUCCUUGUUGAAUUUUCAGACCUUGAUCACUGAUCUUACUGGUUUGCCCAUGUCAAAUGCAUCGUUGCUCGAUGAAGGGACUGCGGCCGCAGAGGCUAUGGCCAUGUGUAACAAUAUUCUGAAGGGGAAGAAAAAGACUUUUGUGAUUGCCAGCAAUUGUCAUCCGCAGACCAUUGAUAUUUGUCAGACUAGAGCUGAUGGAUUUGAUCUUAAGGUUGUUGUUUCGGAUAUUAAGGAUAUUGAUUAUAAGUCGGGGGACGUUUGUGGUGUGCUGGUUCAGUAUCCAGGGACUGAGGGUGAGAUUUUGGACUAUGGGGAGUUUAUUAAGAAUGCCCAUGCUAACGGGGUGAAGGUGGUGAUGGCCUCUGAUUUGUUGGCUUUGACAAUGUUGAAGCCGCCGGGUGAGUUGGGUGCCGAUAUUGUGGUUGGCUCGGCUCAGAGAUUCGGUGUUCCAAUGGGGUAUGGAGGUCCCCAUGCUGCUUUCUUGGCUACGUCCCAAGAAUAUAAGAGGAUGAUGCCUGGAAGGAUUAUUGGUGUCAGUGUUGAUUCGUCGGGAAAGCCUGCUCUACGUAUGGCGAUGCAGACAAGGGAGCAGCAUAUUCGUCGGGACAAGGCCACUAGCAACAUUUGCACAGCUCAGGCAUUGCUUGCCAACAUGGCUGCCAUGUUUGCUGUUUAUCAUGGACCAGAAGGCCUAAAAACUAUUGCCCAAAGGGUUCAUGGUUUGGCCGGCACAUUUGCAGCCGGAUUGAAAAAGCUCGGGACUGUAGAAGUCCAGGGUCUUCCUUUCUUUGACACCGUGAAGGUCAAAUGUGGAGACGUGAAGGCCAUUGCUGAUGCUGCUUACAAGAAUGGAAUAAAUUUGCGCAUAGUUGAUAAUAAUACUAUAACUGUUUCUUUCGAUGAAACAACCACAUUAGAAGACGUGGACAAGCUGUUUGAAGUCUUUGCAGGUGGCAAGCCUGUUACGUUCACUGCUUCAUCUCUUGCACCAGAGGUUGAAAAUUUAAUUCCUGCAGGACUUGUGAGGGAGAGCCCAUUUUUGACUCACUCGAUAUUCAACUCGUACCACACAGAACACGAGCUUCUUAGGUACAUUCAGAAGCUUCAGUCAAAGGAUCUCUCAUUGUGCCACAGCAUGAUUCCCUUGGGAUCUUGUACAAUGAAAUUGAAUGCAACGACAGAAAUGAUGCCGGUAACUUGGCCUGCAUUUGCAGAUCUUCAUCCUUUUGCCCCCACCGAACAGGCUGCUGGUUUCCAGGAAAUGUUCAAGAAUUUGGGUGAUCUGUUGUGUACGGUCACUGGUUUUGAUUCUUUCUCUCUACAACCUAAUGCUGGUGCUGCUGGAGAAUAUGCAGGGCUGAUGGUUAUUCGAGCAUAUCACAUGUCUAGAGGCGACCACCACCGCAACGUGUGCAUCAUUCCGGUCUCAGCGCAUGGAACAAACCCUGCAAGUGCCGCAAUGUGUGGAAUGAAAAUUGUGGCAGUCGGAACAGAUUCCAAGGGGAACAUUAACAUUGAAGAGUUACGCAAGGCUGCAGAAGCAAAUAAGGAGAACUUAGCUGCUCUUAUGGUUACAUAUCCAUCAACUCAUGGAGUUUAUGAGGAAGGCAUUGAUGAGAUCUGCAAAAUAAUUCAUGACAAUGGCGGACAGGUUUACAUGGAUGGAGCCAACAUGAAUGCUCAGGUUGGUCUAACUAGCCCAGGCUUUAUUGGUGCUGAUGUUUGCCAUCUCAAUCUCCAUAAAACGUUCUGCAUUCCUCAUGGUGGAGGCGGGCCUGGCAUGGGACCUAUCGGGGUGAAGAAACACCUAGCACCUUUUCUGCCAUCUCAUCCUGUGGUGCCAACAGGAGGCAUACCAGCACCUGAUCAGUCUCAGCCACUCGGCACUAUUUCUGCUGCACCAUGGGGCUCAGCACUCAUUUUGCCGAUAUCAUACACUUACAUCGCCAUGAUGGGGUCGAAGGGAUUGACUGAUGCUUCUAAGAUAGCUAUAUUGAAUGCAAACUACAUGGCCAAGCGUUUGGAGAAGCAUUACCCUGUUCUUUUCCGUGGUGUCAAUGGGACGGUUGCCCAUGAGUUCAUUAUAGAUUUGAGAGGCUUUAAGAAUACUGCUGGAAUCGAGCCCGAGGAUGUUGCUAAACGUCUCAUGGACUAUGGAUUUCACGGGCCGACCAUGUCUUGGCCAGUUCCCGGUACACUCAUGAUUGAACCCACUGAAAGUGAAAGCAAGGCCGAGCUAGACAGGUACUGUGAUGCUCUUAUCUCUAUUAGAGAAGAAAUUGCGAUGAUCGAGAAAGGAAAAGCCGACAUUCAUAACAAUGUUCUCAAGAGUGCUCCUCAUCCACCCUCGCUGCUUAUGGCUGAUGUCUGGUCGAAACCAUAUUCCCGGGAAUAUGCAGCCUACCCUGCUCCAUGGCUCAAGACUGCCAAGUUCUGGCCGACCACAGGACGCGUUGACAAUGUGUAUGGCGAUCGGAACCUCAUCUGCACUCUCCUCCCGGUGUCGCAGAUGGCCGAACCGCCACUGCUUGAGAUGCAAGGCUUGUACACAUGUUUGAUGCCACCACAUUUGCAUCUUCUUGUUGUACAUAAACAUAGUUUAUGUUCAAGUGCUUAUGUUAUACAUGUUUACUCUUAAUUGUCUUCUUUCACCGUUGAACAAUCAGUAAUAAUGACCAUUGUUGCUGGUUGCAACUAUCUCAUAAUGUAAUUAUCGCUUCUUUUAUUA
Messenger RNA from Sesamum indicum (sesame), 3494 nucleotides. RefSeq names its product glycine dehydrogenase (decarboxylating), mitochondrial. The record is from RefSeq and is a predicted model, not a curated record. NCBI's taxonomy places the organism in Eukaryota, Viridiplantae, Streptophyta, Magnoliopsida, Lamiales, Pedaliaceae. Gene Ontology annotation, biological process: glycine decarboxylation via glycine cleavage system. Gene Ontology annotation, cellular component: chloroplast envelope; mitochondrion; apoplast. Gene Ontology annotation, molecular function: pyridoxal phosphate binding; glycine binding; glycine dehydrogenase (decarboxylating) activity.